Molecule: messenger RNA, 813 nt
Organism: Penicillium malachiteum
Lineage: Eukaryota; Fungi; Ascomycota; Eurotiomycetes; Eurotiales; Aspergillaceae
Product: C2H2-type zinc finger protein
Exons: 1
Coding region: 1-813 (270 amino acids)
Biological process (GO): regulation of transcription by RNA polymerase II
Molecular function (GO): RNA polymerase II cis-regulatory region sequence-specific DNA binding; DNA-binding transcription factor activity, RNA polymerase II-specific
Source: RefSeq, a predicted model, not a curated record
AUGUCCGGCAAGAGGCCGAAUAUAGUGUCGAUCCUCAACAAUGACGAUAAUCCAUCAUUUGCUGUUCGAUCCAACCCCAGACUCAGCGGGUCUUCAUUACAUCCCUCGCACUCUGAGCAACAGCGUCUACCGCCCGUCAGUGACCUGGGCUUUUCGCGCCCGGCUACUUUAUCCAAGUCUCCCUCAGCAUCUCCCCGAGGACUACGGAAUCUUUUCGAACCCGUCAGUGAGAGUGUGCAGCCAACAUCACCGAAUACUUCAGAAGACUCAACCUAUGACUACCUAUUAAGCCAACCUUCAUCUAUCGGCUACCACCCGUACGCUCGGCAGGACCUGCGACGGGAUCCGUACCGGUAUCCUUCACGAGGACCCGCUGCGCCGCGGACUCCUCCUCAGAUUCACUCUUCUACACCAUCCGAGAAUAAACCUCAGUCUGGCGGUACCAGGGGCACAGGUAGAAAAAACAAGUAUCCGUGUCCAUACGCCGCUAGUCAUGGUUGCACGGCUACAUUCACCACCUCGGGCCAUGCGGCUCGUCAUGGAAAGAAGCAUACGGGCGAGAAGAGUGUGCACUGUCCCAUUUGCAAUAAAGCAUUCACUCGCAAGGACAAUAUGAAGCAACAUAUCCGCACUCACCGCACACAUUCCGAUGACAUGCGCUCGACGACAUCUGAACCGGAUUCCGAGACUAGAUGGGCUUUGUCUAGACCUGAUUCUGGCUAUGCCACUUCGACUACUCACCAUCGAACAAUCAGUCAGGCUACAGAUGCUCCUAUGCCUCCUCCUACCAGUGGAUCGCGACUUCCUUCAUGA